Molecule: messenger RNA, 1410 nt
Organism: Sodiomyces alkalinus F11
Lineage: Eukaryota; Fungi; Ascomycota; Sordariomycetes; Glomerellales; Plectosphaerellaceae
Product: para-hydroxybenzoate-polyprenyltransferase
Exons: 2
Coding region: 152-1306 (384 amino acids)
Biological process (GO): ubiquinone biosynthetic process
Cellular component (GO): mitochondrial inner membrane
Molecular function (GO): 4-hydroxybenzoate polyprenyltransferase activity
Source: RefSeq, a predicted model, not a curated record
UUGAUCUACAGAUGGGACAGCAACUUGAUGUGUGCUUGACUACUGGAAGUCCCAGGCUUGAUAUGACCAGGACCAUUCGAUGAGGGCGCCCAGGCUCAUGAAGGGCCCCUCGUGGGCGGGUUGCCUUGCGCGAACCAGCAAGGCUUCGUCAAUGGCACCCGGGUUGAGACCGGUCUUCUCACUCGCAUCUUCACAUGUCGCACCCAAGACGGCGCGGGUACCAGCUUCUCACCGCUGUCUCGACGUUGCCCUGACACAUUCCCUCGCAAGGCGUGUAUCAACAGCUGCCUCUCCGGAAACACCGAGUCCUCUCCCAACCCAGCCGCUCUACUCGCCUCCCACGUCGGGGAUCCUGUCUCUCCUUCCAAAGUCAUGGGUCCCCUAUGCCGAGCUCAUUCGCAUCGACAAGCCCACCGGCACCUACUACCUCUUCUUCCCCUGUCUGUUCUCGACGCUUCUAGCCGCCCCAAUGGCAACGCCAAUGGCUACCCCGGGGUCGGUCAUCGGAACGACCGCCCUCUUUUUCGCCGGCGCCCUCAUCAUGCGAGGCGCUGGCUGCACCAUCAACGACCUCUGGGACCGCAACCUGGACCCUCACGUGGCCAGGACCAAGUUCCGGCCCAUCGCCCGCGGUGCCAUCACCCCCUUCAACGGCCUGGUUUACACCGGUGCUCAGCUGCUCGCCGGGCUUGGCAUCCUCCUCCAGUUCCCGACCUCAUGCCUCUUCUACGGCAUCCCGAGUCUGCUUUUCGUUGCCAGUUACCCCCUGGCCAAACGAGUCACCUACUACCCCCAGUUCGUCCUCGGGCUGACUUUCUCCUGGGGCGCCAUCAUGGGAUUCCCCGCCCUGGGCCUGGACCUCCUUUCCAACUCGGCCGCCCUGACGGCCGCCGCUUGCCUGUACACUUCGAAUAUCGCCUGGACCGUCUUGUAUGACAUGAUCUACGCACACAUGGACAUCAAGGACGAUGCCAAGGCCGGCAUCAAGAGCAUUGCCCUCAAACACAAUGCCGACACGAAGAAGGUCCUGACCGGCCUCGCUGCCGUCCAGAUUGGCCUCCUCGGUGCUGCUGGUGUCGCCGCCGGAGCAGGGCCGGCCUUCUUCGUGGGGAGCUGCGGUGGCGCCUUGGUGACGCUCGGGGUCAUGAUCAAGCGCGUCAACCUCAAGAGCGUCAAGGACUGCUGGUGGUGGUUCGUCAACGGCUGCUGGCUGACGGGUGGCGCCAUCAGUUUGGGCCUAGCGGUCGAUUAUGCUGUACGAUAUAGCCAGGAGGGCAAGACGGAGGAAUCGGAGCCAACUGCUUAGGUAGAAGGGGGCCCUGUGUAUCAUAAGUAGCAUACAGCAGUGUUGUACACAUAGAUGGCAUAUCAAACAAGUAGCAUUUCCAGGCCAACACAGCGGCGAGCCAA